AUGAUCACAGGCAGACCGCCUUUCUCUCCCAUCCUAGAGUAUCGAGGCAAAGUGUUCUCCGUAGGCGGGGAUGAAGGUGAAUACACGAUACCCAACUUUUUAUCAAAAUAUGCUACAAACGACCUUCUACAAAAGGGACCGCCUCAAGGGUAUAGCCUGCCUCUCUCAAGAGGAAAACAAUUGGACCUCGCUGUCAGUGGAGCCAAAGCACAAGAUGUGAAUGACCAAGUGUCUCGUUUGGUGCAUCUUUUGAACCACCCACAGUAUAAAGAUGUUCGAAAUGAAUGGAAAUUGAUUACAUUGUUCAUAGGCGCUAAUAACGUCUGUGUCUUAUGCGAACCACCCAUCACACAGUUGCCGGGAUUGGCAGAAGCGGAUGUAUUUGAAGAAAAUGUGAGGCAUGUUCUUACGAGGAUAAAAAAGGAAACAAAGAAAUCAUUUAUCAACCUUGUGGCCUUGUUUAAUGUCUCGAGCGUGUAUGAAGCCACCAGAGGAGAUCGCUACUGUGAGUCUUUAUUUGAUAGUUCGCAUAUGGUCAUUUGUUCCUGUAUACAAGGGAAGGAAGCACAACGAAAAGGUAGCUAG
Mycotypha africana is the source of this 585-nucleotide messenger RNA. RefSeq lists its product as uncharacterized. The transcript has 4 exons. NCBI's taxonomy places the organism in Eukaryota, Fungi, Mucoromycota, Mucoromycetes, Mucorales, Mycotyphaceae. The record is from RefSeq and is a predicted model, not a curated record. Gene Ontology annotation, biological process: phospholipid metabolic process. Gene Ontology annotation, molecular function: glycerophospholipase activity. Bases 1 to 585 code for a protein of 194 amino acids.